UUCACCUACCCCAGCGGCAACACCACGGUGCAGCGCGUGGGGCGCAUGGUGAGCAUGCUGUACACGCCCGCCACCAGCUUCUACCACUCCAUCAUCGAGUGGGUGCCGCAGUGGCUCGUGCUGAGAGAACUGUUGCAGGAGCACCCCAACAUUCUCAUUGUCAUGCGCGCUGCUCAGCUGCAGCUGUACAACAGCACGUUGAAGCACAUAGUGGGAGUGGAGCCAGCGCACAUGAACCUGCUCGUGCUUGAUUGGCAGCAUCGCAACACCCUCUUCCUUGCACAGGCGCUCUAUCAGCUGUACAACAGCACGUUGAAGCACAUAGUGGGAGUGGAGCCAGCGCACAUGAAUCUGCUCGUGCUUGAUUGGCAGCACCGCAACACCCUCUUCCUUGCACAGGCGCUCUAUCAGCCUGUCUACCGCUGCUGCGGCCGGGCCACACCCACCAUCUGGCGCUUCCUCCGCCGAAACUUUUUCCUUCCGCCCGACGGGCUGCCCAUUUUCGAGCCCGAAACUUUCCGCCUCCGCCGAACCUCCCCACUAAGCUACCAAGACAUAACAGACUUACUUAGCCAGCGUGAGGAGCAGCAGUCACAACAUCCCCGGCGGCUCGACGUGCUUAAGCCCGGACCUGUGCCGAGCCUUGCGGAGACGUUUGGGAUGACGACGGGGCUGAACUGGGUGACGAUCCUGGUUCGGAGGCCCGGAAAUCUGUCGAGGAAUUUGGAGGAGAGUGUGUAUGAGAGGGUGGAGGGGUGGAUGAGGAAGGAGUUUGGGGAGAGGCGAGUGGUGGUGUUUGAUGGAAGUCUGCGUCUCAUGGAAGCCCGGGCUCUCUUCCGCCGAGCCGCCCUAUUGGUCGGCACGCACGGGGCCGCCCUGACCAACCUCCUCUUCAUGCCACGUGGCGCCUUCCUACUGGAAAUCCGCCCCCGGGGUUACCCCAACGCGUGUUACCACCACCUAGCCAGCGUGUCGCAGAUGCACUAUUGGCUGCUGCUGGGGAAUGGGACAAAAGACUCCGCCCUGCAAGUGGACACAGGGGAGGUGUUAUCUACGAUAAGGGAAGUUGCUGGGAAGGUGUUUGCUGCUCUGAGGGGAGAGCCGAAAGACGUGGGGGAGAGAUUGGGGGAGAGAGCAAAAGGGGGAGAGGAAGGGACGGAAAAGAAAACAAAGGAGGGGAGCAUUGCAGGGGUAAAGAUCGGAGGGAAAGAGAUUGGCAGCAGUGGUGGUGCCGCUGCCAACAAAUCCGCGCUGCUCUCUCCCACGUCCUGCUCAAACCUGCCUCAGUUCGGCCGCAUGCUGAGAUCGGCGCUCUCAGAGGCGCCCGUGAAAGGCGGGCUGCAGGCCGCAGGGGAUGCGCGGUGGCGGCGGUGGGUUGGGGGGGAGGCGGAGUGGCGAAUGGGCGGGACUCUGUUUGUGCCUCUGACGCACCAGACCACCAACGUGGCACACUUUCUAGGCAAGGCGGCACAUAUUCUUCUCGUGAACAACGUGACAGUUAAGAGCGGCCUGCCACGUGUCGAUCGGUUCUUGCUCCCCCGUGCCGACUGGACCGUGCACAGAAUGAAGGAGCACGGACCACACGGCUGGCUGCCAUCAAUGCUGCACCUCCUCCUCCGCAUGGCACUCGAGCCUCUCCUCCCCACCUCCCUCCUCCCCUCCCUCCUCGCCUCCAUCUCGCCUUCCUCCCUCCUCUCCCCCGGCCCUCUGGCUGGAGGGCGGGUGGAGUUUGAGGGGCAGUUGAAUGCUGCAAGCGAUGAGAGGCCCAUGUGCUUCCAGACACUCGUGGUGCCCGGAUUUCUCAAGGGUGAGUUUGAGGGGCAGUUGAAUGCAGCCAGCGAUGAGAGGCCCAUGUGCUUCCAGACCCUUGUUGUGCCUGGCUUUCUUAAGGUACGCCUGUCUUCCCUCAUCAAGGCCAUCACAUUCAAUGGCAUGGCGGAGGAGGCAGAGCUGGUGAGGCAGCGACUGAGAGAGGUGUUUCUCUUUUCACCUCUCCCCCGCAUUCCAACUCUGACCUUCCUGCACCUCAACUGCCCCCUCCCACUCCCCAUCCCUCCAGGCCAUCACAUUCAAUGGCAUGGCGGAGGAGGCAGAGCUGGUGAGGCAGCGACUGAGAGAGGUGUUUCUCUUUUCACCUCUCCCCCGCAUUCCAACUCUGACCUUCCUGCACCCAACUGCCCCCUCCCACUCCCCAUCCCUCCAGGCCAUCACAUUCAAUGGCAUGGCGGAGGAGGCAGAGCUGGUGAGGCAGCGAUUGAGAGAGGUUGCCUCUUGCCGCUUCCUUCCUUCAAUUACCCCUUGUACCUCACCAACUCCCCACAUCUCUCCCUUCCCCUCCAGGCCAUCACAUUCAACGGUAUGGCGGAGGAGGCAGAGGUGGUGAGGCAGCGACUGAGGGAGGUGUUUCUCACUCCCGACGGCCAACCGGUGCCCGAUAUCAUGGCCGCGAGCUCUGGUGGUGGUGGAAGUGCUGCUGCUGUCUGUGACGCGCAACGACACCAUGACGACUGGGAGGAGGGUCAUGCACGCAGUGACUUCUGA
This is a messenger RNA of Closterium sp. NIES-65, 2541 nucleotides long. The record is from the annotation of a GenBank genome assembly. NCBI's taxonomy places the organism in Eukaryota, Viridiplantae, Streptophyta, Zygnematophyceae, Desmidiales, Closteriaceae.